UUACAAUUGUUAUUAUUGUAAUAUUGAUUUCGGAGAUCGUACUUCUGGAGGCUUGCCUGAGAGAAUUGGCGCAUCGAAAGAAGGGAAAAAAUGGAAGCGAUGCGAAACGAAGCGAGCAAUGAAAUAUCGAGCAUAUUCAAUCGCCUGGAUAUCGCAGGUUGAUGCUACGCGUGAACGUCGACUGCGUCUCGAGAGGAAGAUUUUGGUCAGGAGCGAAGAAAGAAAAGAAAGGGAAAGAGAACAGAAGAAAAGAGAGAAAAGGAACAAGAGAGAAGCGAUUCGAAGGAGAAAUGGUACCGAGCACAGUGAGCGGCGAGCGCGGUGCGGGACUGCAUGCUGGUCGCUGGUCUUGCUCCCGGGACAAACCUCCCUCGUGAUAACGUCAGCCCCGAGCAUGUGUAGAAGGGAGUUGAUUUUCGUGUUUUGCGGCUCCUGUUUCAUUGCAUGCGUGCUUUGCGUGCUUUGUGUGCUUUGUUUGAUUCGCGACGAGAUCGGCCGAGGCUGCGGAACCAAGUAGGAACACCACCGAACCCGUACACUUGUCGUCAGUGAUUGUCACGAUAUGCGUAUUUUUAAAAUCUCAUCGAAAGCACGCAACCCUUUCUGGUGUAUAGGCAAACAAAAGAAGAGGGAACAACUGUAUCGCAGUCGAUCCUCGAGAGAAGAAAAACGUGUGUGUGCUGGAAGGAAGGGUACCCAGAACCGAAUAGAUACGGGCCAAUAAGCUAGAGCUCUGCCGGGGGAAAAGACAAACUACCGAGAGCGACCUAAACAUCGCAGCGAGCUAGAUUAGGGUCGUCGGAGGCCCAUGGCCGGGAACUCUUUCCGCUGGUUCUGGUCGUGGAUCCCGAUCGCGAUCCUUUCCAGUUGCUUCGUCUUGUCGAACACCGAUCGAGCACCGUGCGUCGUCUCGUACCCGUUGAACGUAACCGAAACCGAAAUCGAAACCGAAGAUGUCUACGACGAACAACAGUCGGAAGUAACAGUUUUUCUGCGCGAGCAUUGCAACAGCGAAACGGACGCGACGGACAUUCAGGGAUUCUUCGACCGAUCGAACUUCGAUGUACGGAUCGCUGUGAUUCCACCGUCUCUGUCGUGCGAAAGAAAGACACGAGGACUCGACACCUUGUUGCGCAUACUAGGCGAGAGAAAAACGAAAGUCGUCGUGGCCGCUGUCGAUACGCCCAUGUGCGAGAUCACGGCGAAACUGGCACGUCUCUGGAACGUGUCCCUGUUCACGUGGACGUGUCCUUUGAAAGACGACAUGGACAUGAAAGAAUUUUCGUCGAUCAUCAGACUAUCGCCCUCCUUGCCAGCGAUCGCCAAGGCUUUAACGGAGAUACUGAUGAACUUGCAAUGGAAAGCCGUGUCUAUGAUAGGAACCGAUCGCGAACCAUGGUUGAGCCUCGACAGAGCGCUGUUAAACGCUCUCCGAGGUAUCGGGGCUAUAUUACGAUACCACGUGAUAUUGCCGUAUCACGCUUCCCUCGAAGAGAUUCGAAAACUUCUUCGUCCAACGCACAACAUUUCCCGAAGAGUUACCCUGCUGUGUCUGCCGACGUCGGACGACAACGAAAUAACGUCUCGGGUCCUUACCGAGCUGGACGCCGCUCGCAAGCCGUCGAGCACCGCGUGGAUCGCGACCACCAUGAUUGUUCACACGAAAGACGACGAUUUCUUUUUACCGGAGACGAACUCCUCGGUUCCUCGUUUCGACUUCACCGCAUCCAUAUCUGCCGAUAAUCCGACGCCCUCGAAUCGUUCUUUCUUAAACGAGACCGACGAUUAUCGCGUCCCCGUGUCGCAAGGUGCUCGCGCGAAACAAGCGAACGAGGAAGAAAGAGACCGGCGCGAGGAAGAGGAGAGGCGGGGAGAAGCGGAUGAAACGGAAGAGGGAACGGAAGAGGGGUCAGAGGGAGAUGAAACGGAAGCGGAGGACGAGCAAGAGCGUGGAAAGAGGAAAUAUCGAUAUUUACCACCGCGAAAUCUCAGCUCGGACUUUCUGGAGAAGCUGGUGAUCAUAACGCCUCUCGAUUAUAGAUACGACGUGGAAAAGGUGUACGACGGCACCGAAACGUACGCCAGCCCGUCGCUGUUGGAUCAUUUGAACGAAACGUUCACCGUGUUAAUGUACGACAACUCGAGCAUCAACUCGUUCAACAACAAAAUGUACGCGUACGUGUUGCUGGAUUGGCGGGUCGACGCAUGGAAGCCGAUAAUGAUCAGCGUGGAGCAACGAAAGAAACGGCUGUUGGUCCGAAAAUUGUCUAUGAACGCGCCGGUGUUCCACGACACGCACGUGGACAUACUAAGAUGCAACGCGGAGGUUAACGGGCAGCUCGGUAUCGAUUGCACAGAGAACCAUUCCGACGAAAACGAAACAGCGUUUCGCAUCGCGCGUAUCGUAACUAUUGUUCUGGGAUCGCUGUUGUUGACCGCGUUCGCGAUAUUAGCCGGCAUCUUGAUCAGAAAAAAGCUGGUUAAGAAGAGAAUAUCGAAAGGUCAGUACAAGAUCAUUCUGACCACGUCGGAUUUUGUGUUUCCGCAAGUGCCUCGCGUAGAUUUUAGAAGGGUGGACGAGGGUAUCGAGACAAUGUUAUCCUGUUGGCUGCAACAAUUGCAAGAAUUUGGUGGCCCGGAGGUGGAGAAACCGGAUCUUCUUCAGCUCGGCAGCGUGUCCUCCUUGAGGCCGUAUCUACGGACAAGCACCGGGAACCUUGCGCGCCAUGGUUUCUUUAAAGUUCCUCGGGCUCAGUACAACGGCGAUUUGGUGCAGUUGAAGGAAUUGCCGGCGGAAGACGGCACGUUCGAGUUGAAGAACAAGGCUAUGGACGUUCUGGUCACGAUGCACGGGUUACGCCACGAAAACUUGAAUCCUCUGAUCGGAUGCCUGAACGAGCCAACGAGACCGUGCCUCGUUUACGAGUACUGUUCGAGAGGGUCGCUGGAGGAUGUAUUGGUGCAGGAUGAGAUCAAGCUCGAUUGGUCCUUUAGAUUGUCCUUGCUCACCGAUCUUGUACGGGGUAUGAGGUACCUUCACGGCACGCCGGUACGAGUGCACGGCUAUCUUACUUCGCGCAACUGCGUGAUAGACGCGCGCUGGGUGCUCAAAGUGACCGAUUAUGGACUACCGGCGUUUUACGAGGCCCAGAAUAUCGAGUGUCCGCCGAAAACGGCUCGAGAUCUGUUGUGGACGGCGCCGGAAUUGCUGAGACAGCCGAGUCUGCGGAAAAAGGGAACGCAACCGGGAGAUGUUUACAGUUUCGGAAUUAUUAUGCAAGAGGUGGUGGUUCGCGGAGAACCGUACUGCAUGCUCGCAUUGUCGCCGGAAGACAUCAUAGAGAAAGUGAAGAAACCGCCGCCUUUGAUCAGACCCUCUGUGAGUAAAGGCGCCGCACCCCCCGAAGCGAUAAACAUCAUGCGGCAAUGUUGGGCGGAAAGCGCGGACCUGAGACCCGACUUCGACGACGUCCACGAUCGUUUCAAGACACUCAACCAUGGGCGAAAGGUCAAUUUCGUAGACACGAUGUUCCAAAUGCUGGAGAAGUAUUCGAAUAAUCUGGAGGAACUGAUACGAGAGCGGACGGAACAAUUGGACAUGGAGAAGAAGAAAACGGAACAAUUGUUGAAUCGAAUGUUGCCAAGUUCGGUCGCGGAGAAACUGAAAUUGGGAAUGCCGGUCGAUCCCGAGGAAUUUCGCGAAGUGACUAUUUAUUUUUCGGACAUUGUCGGCUUCACGAGCAUUUCCGCGCACUCGACUCCGUUCCAAGUGGUCGACCUAUUGAACGAUCUGUAUACCUGCUUCGACGCAACGAUCAACGCGUACACCGUAUACAAGGUAGAAACCAUAGGGGACGCGUACAUGGUCGUCGGCGGUUGCCCCGUAAGGAUACCCGAUCAUGCCUCUCAGAUAGCUACGAUGGCCCUCGAUUUGCUGCACCAGAGCGGAAAGUUCAAGUUGAGACACCUGCCGAAAACUCAGCUGAAGCUUCGUAUCGGUCUUCAUACUGGUCCAUGUUGCGCCGGCGUUGUUGGCCUGACGAUGCCGAGGUACUGUCUUUUCGGCGACACGGUGAACACCGCGUCGAGAAUGGAAUCGACCGGAGCUCCGUGGCGCAUACAUUUAAGCGAGGAGACGAAGGACAUACUGUCGCGGUGCGGCGGAUACGACAUCGAAUAUCGUGGACCGACCGAGGUGAAAGGCAAAGGAAAAAUGCCCACGUACUGGUUGCUGGGAAAACAAGGCUUCGACAAGGAACUGCCGACACCGCCGCCGUUUGGGGAAAACCAUGGGUUGAACGAAAGUGCAUCACCGGAGGAUAUUACGGAAAGAGAACCGGAAGCAGCGGCGGCGACGACAACGGUAGCGACGGUUGCGGUGACGACGACGGCGACGACGACACCGACCGAAACAACGACAACGACGGUGUCGACGACUACAACGGAAUCCGCGCCGUCGAUCGACAAGCUUCUCUCCCGCGAGGAUGGUUCUUCGGCUCAAGACGAUAAAGGAAGAAAGACGGAGGACGAUCGCGUGGAUACGGACGCGAAGAUCGUCGCGACGCCGCAGCCACAGCUCGAGGAUAACGUGGAGCCUGAAAUCGCCGUGUCCGUGAACGAUGAACAGAUUUACGGUAUCAAAUCGUCUCCAAAAAUGUCGGCAGAUUUUACGAAUAUUUUAUCGGGGAAACGCGUGAUCAACGACAGAGAAAACGAACGCGUCAGUGCGAGUGGCGUAACGAAGAUCGCCUCCGGAGAUGGUCGAACGUCUCUCGGAGCGUCUACCGUGUACUCCGGCGAAACGGCUUUCUUAGGGGCGUCGACCAGUUCCCUUACAUCGAUCCCAGGCUCGGCCGCGAGCUCCUAUAGACCGGGACCCGCCAGACACCGCAGAAUAGCUGGCUAUAUAGACGAGAACGAUUUGAGCACACCGUACAACCAUUACAGAUGUCUUUCUCCUAACGAACAUUAUGGAAGAACCGUAGCCGGCCGCUUCUUGAAAAGGCAAUUCAGCUUGGACCGACCCGACGAUACCGUUUGCAUUGCCUUCACCGAACCGACUAAUAAUCAACAGCAGCAGCAGCAACAACAACAGCAGCAGCAGCAGCAGCAGAAUUUAAAAGCAGCGCCCCGGCUUUACAAACAAAACAGCGCUGGCGCAGCCAACGAUUUGGAACGCAUCGAGGAAGUACCCUCGACGCCCACUCCACUUCUUCAACAUUAUAGGCAAUCCGCGUCGGUUUCGCUCUCCGUGGAGUCGCUGACGCUUCGCUGAGCAAAUUAACCUCGCGUUCCUUCGCUGGCCAAGCAACAAACACCCGCGUGGUUCGCUCAUGUCCGCGCGAAUCGGACGUGAUCGCGUCGCGUGUCGUGCAACCAUAGUCACGAAAUCAUAGCAUAUACACGUGUAUGUGCGUAUGAUCGUGCGAACGAUUCUCUACGUCGUGUUUAAGUGUUACAUUCGUUAGGAAAGCAUUACAGGGAAAAAAAUGAUGUUCGAUCGAUAAAGAACAAAAAUGUACUAUUUAUUUUUCAGCGAGUCCGUUUUGCACCCGACACCGCGUUGCCGUUGACCGGCGACAGACGAUUAUAACGAAUACGAUUAUCGCGUGAACCCGCGGAUCGAACUCGCACCAUCUACAAUAGCGUUAAGAAGAUUAUUCACGCGGACGCGGACGCGAACGCGCGCUCAAGAAGCACAUAUUCAUACACGGAUACUCUCGUUAUCGCGACUGACAAUCUCUAUUACGUACAAAUGUUGACGCAUACGGUAUAUUCCCAUUUCUUUUCAACGUCGAACGAAUAACCGAAAUAUCUACGGCUGGCUACGAUUAUGGUGGCUGCAUACAAUCUUCGGAGAUAGCAAAAGUACAGUUCUUCGUGACACGAGAAAGCGGCGUGUGUAAAAUGUCCGUUGAAUCGGUGGCGUGCCAUUGAAAGUCACGAAUCGCUAUUGCGCGCACGUAUCACGAUGAACAGAGAGAGAACUCGUCAUUCUCAUGAUUUUCUUAUCGUAUGCGGCCAAUCCAGAAUUCAGAGGACCGCCACCGCGCGGCGAGCCACACGCUAAAUUCAAUCACUUCACUUACGGGACAACAAACUCGUAGCACUUUCCUUUUGUUAUCGCAACUAUUUGUUCGUUCCCAGACGUUAGCAAAUCUUCGCUAUCGCUUCCGAAUCGUGGACAAUAAUUCGAAAUUUUCAACCGUAGGAACCUAGAUUGUCCGUUCGUUUAUCGUGUCAGUAUUACAACUAAAACAACUAUGCGAUUUUUUCGUAUAAUAUAUCUGUAACGUCUCGAUACGAAUAUUAAGAUGUUAAGACGCGCGCGUAAAGAAGAAGAAACAAAGUAUGUGCGAAUGUUUUAUGCGGAUACGCAAUAAUAUGUGUGUUACAUGUUCAUGUAAGUGUGUAUACUAUUUAUUAUUCUAUAUAUAGUAUAGGAUCAAAGAGAAAAAGAAGGCGGAGAGGUGGAACGGACAAUAUUUCGAUCGACGAGAGAAAGAGAGUAGUCACCUGCGAGCGGUUUGAAAACAAUUUUCAGAGUUUAUCUUUUUGUAUCUGUCGAAUUAGCGCGCGCGCGUUUCGAAUGUUGAAUCCCAAACGUUGUCGAGCGACGAAUAAGUAGUCCGAGGCUCGGCCACCGCCGAGCGAGAGACGCGCGCGAAACAAAUCAUGAGAAAGGAAUUGUAAUCGAUAAUAAAAUGUAACUUGCAUUACAA
Messenger RNA from Megalopta genalis, 6722 nucleotides. Its product is annotated as retinal guanylyl cyclase 2. Lineage: Eukaryota; Metazoa; Arthropoda; Insecta; Hymenoptera; Halictidae. The record is from RefSeq and is a predicted model, not a curated record. Gene Ontology annotation, biological process: intracellular signal transduction; receptor guanylyl cyclase signaling pathway; protein phosphorylation. Gene Ontology annotation, molecular function: guanylate cyclase activity; protein kinase activity; peptide receptor activity. Gene Ontology annotation, cellular component: plasma membrane.